CGUACAUCAAAAAGGUGAUUUUCUUUUUGGAAAAUAUUUCAAAAAAAUAUCGUUAAAUUGCAAUCUGAAAAACAUUUCAUAUUUCAUAAACAUUUGCAGACCCAUUCUCAUCAUGCUAGACUCUUAAACUCAGUGCUAGUGCGCAGUUGUGACCGGUUCAAAAUCUUAUGAAACGGGGUUGUGGUUUUCCUCUUGACUGUCAAAAUAGCUCCAGAAAUGUUUUAUUAUUAUCUGGAAAGUCUUGGCAUUAAAAUGCUCCGAACAACUCUUAAAGAUUCCAACCCGAAAUGCAUCUCCUGCAAAAAGUAUGACAAUCGAAAAAGCAUUGAAUUUGUCAUUGUACCAUGCCUUUAUCUGACUAUGUCAGUUUUCGUACUAAAUAAUAGAGCGUUUCCUUAGGUGGUCUCGCUGUUUUCAAAAGAACGGAACAAUAGAAGGAAUGCUGUAUUAUUCUGCACGAUAAAAUAGUAAGCUUCAUCCAAGAUCGGUACAAAUUGCAUCAAUUUUUUUAAAGCACAGACGAACCUUAACAUAUUUGCAAACGAUUCUAUUCAUUUACCAGUUCCACUAAUGCAUUGUUUUAAGAAGAGGCGUACGUCAAAUAAAUAAAUAUUAAUAAGACCUUUUAUUCGUUUUCUUCUUUCAUUUUAGGUGGAGAUGAACCGGUUGGUACACAAAUACCUUCGAUGGUCCCGAAUUUCUUUGGCAGUAGUAUUGAUUGGGCGUACACUACCGAGCCAGAAAGUAGUGCUUGUUUAAACGCAGAAGGACGCCGUUGUACUUGGCCGCGUGGCAAAGUUUUGGGUGGCACAUCGGUACUCAAUGGCAUGAUGUAUAUACGUGGCAAUCCCGAGGAUUAUGAUAACUGGGCUGCAUUGGGCAAUCCUGGUUGGUCAUUUGAGGAUGUACUGCCGUUCUUUAUGAAAUCAGAGGAUAAUUUACAAUUGGAUCAGGUGGAUAAGACCUUACAUGCGAAGGGUGGACCGCUACCAGUUUCACAUUUCCCCUACAAUCCACCUUUGUCGUAUGCAAUAUUGAAGGGCGGCGAGGAGUUGGGCUACACGGUGCAGGACUUAAACGGUCGCAACUCCACCGGUUUUAUGAUUGCCCAGAUGACAUCUCGCAAUGGUAUACGUUGGAGUUCGGCACGUUCGUUCCUACGACCGGCACGUAAUCGCAACAAUCUACACAUUCUGCUCAACACCACCGCCUCGAAGGUACUCUUCAAGCCCGACAGUAAAACAGUUGUUGGCGUAGAAGUGAUGGAUCAGUACGGCAGCUCACGCAAGAUAUUCGCCAAAAAAGAAGUGAUCGUCAGCGGUGGAGCCGUCAACUCACCACAAAUACUACUGCUUAGCGGCAUCGGACCAUCUGAAGAGCUAACGAAGGUGAACGUACGCCCCAUACACAAUCUUCCCGGUGUUGGCAAGAAUUUACAUAAUCACGUUGCCUACUUCACCAACUUCUUCAUUGACGACGCAGACACGGCACCACUAAAUUGGGCCACCGCUAUGGAAUAUUUACUAUUUCGGGAUGGUCUCAUGUCGGGCACCGGCAUUGGCGAUGUCACCGCAAAAAUCCAUACACGCUAUGCCGAUGUACCGAAUGUGCCCGAUGUGCAACUGUACUUCGGCGGCUAUUGGGCCAGUUGUUCGCGUACUGGUCAAGUGGGCGAAUUGCUCUCCAACAAUAUGCGCUCCGUACAGAUUUUCCCCGCAGUGUUGCAUCCCAAAUCGCGUGGUUCCAUUACGCUUGCCUCCAACGAUCCGCUGGCACCGCCGCGUAUCAUCGCCAAUUAUCUUACCGAGGAUCGCGACGUGAAAACACUCAUUGAAGGUAUAAAAUUCGCAAUUAAACUGUCGCAGACAGCACCGCUCAAGCAGUAUGGUAUGCGGGUGGACAAGACACCGACAAAGGGCUGCGAAUCGUUAACUUUCGGCACGGAUGCGUACUGGGAAUGCACAGUACGACGCGACACUGACCCGGAAAAUCAUCAAGCCGGUUCCUGUAAAAUGGGUCCCGCGAGCGAUCCGUUGGCAGUGGUGGAUCAUGAGCUGCGCGUACAUGGCGUGCGGGGCUUGCGUGUCAUGGAUACGUCCAUUAUGCCACAGGUAACAUCUGGAAACACACAUGCGCCGGCGGUUAUGAUCGCCGAGAAGGGUGUGUACAUGGUGAAGCGUGCAUGGGGCGCCAAAGUUUGACGGCUAGACGCAACGUGGACGCUGCAUAGAGUAAUUUAAAAAAGAAAGCGAAAAAAAUACAAAAAAUUUAAAGCAAA
This is a messenger RNA of Bactrocera tryoni, 2278 nucleotides long. It is a transcript of the gene Gld, whose product is annotated as glucose dehydrogenase [FAD, quinone]. The record is from RefSeq and is a predicted model, not a curated record. The coding region runs from base 687 to 2201 and encodes 504 amino acids. Gene Ontology annotation, molecular function: flavin adenine dinucleotide binding; oxidoreductase activity, acting on CH-OH group of donors. Lineage: Eukaryota; Metazoa; Arthropoda; Insecta; Diptera; Tephritidae. The transcript is spliced from 3 exons.